CAAGGGCUCAUCCAUGGAUCCACUCAGCAUUUCCGCCAGUGUUGCUGGCCUUUUGGCUCUAACUCAACAAUUAAUCCAAGGCAUUCGCGAUAUCAAAGGUGCAGACAAAGAGCGCUCAUCAAUCCGGGACGAGGUCUUCUAUCUGAGCGGUCUGUUUUUCAACCUCGAUGGGUACGUGAAGAGCAAUGAGCUACAGAAAGGUGUCACGAGUCUUCUGGAUGGGGAGCGUGGUCCGCUGGCACAGCUGAAAAAGGAUUUGGAGUAUCUACAUUCCAAGAUAUGUCCGGUCGCCGGAUUGAAGAAGCUUGGAAAAAGCGUUUCUUGGCCAUUCCAGAAAAAUGAUAUCGAAGCGUUGCUGAGGAGAACAGAAAGACAGAAAUCCCUCAUACUUCUUGCUAUGGGGAAUGACCAAGCAAGGCUGGCGCAAGAGAUCAAAGACGAUGUUUCCUAUUUGAAAGAUGGCAUUGACGAGAUAAAGAGUGGAAUAACACAAAAUCGUCUGGACCAAGAUGCUCUUCGGAAAGAGAAAGCGUCUCUCGAGAUCAUGGAUUGGCUCUCGCCGCUCAAAUUCCAAUUGGAGCAUGAAGACAAUUACGAAUCAAGUUCAUGCGCUCGACUCACUGGCUCGGAAGAAUUCAAGAGGUGGGAAAGAGGAGACCUGAAGACAUUGUGGUGUGUCGGAAAUCCCGGCGUUGGGAAAACGGUCCUUGCCACACACAUCAUUCAUCGAACUCAACAAUCGAUCCAACGUGAGACGGAGACGCUUGCAUAUGUUUUCUGCAGCUAUAAGCAGCAUCUCCAAACGACUGAAAAUCUUAUCUGCGCAAUUCUCUGGCAAGUUCUCAACGACCAGCCAACAGUUCCCGAACGGCUAGUGUCAUUUUAUCAUAAACACAACCGGAGAGGAAGCAGGCCAAGUCUACAAGAGUGGUCUCAAUUGCUUCAGACCCAACUAGAGUUGUUCUCCAAAGUGACAAUCAUCAUCGAUGCACUUGAUGAGUACAAAGAGCUUGACAGCAGAAAGGACUUCCUCAAAGAACUCGAGAAAUUGCCGAGCGUGGUGAGAUUCCUCAUCACCUGCCGUCCACCUCUACCAACACUAGAUGGGCAACUUGGAAACCAUGCGGCGUUUGAAGUUGAGACGCGCGAAGAAGACAUCCGCCGAUACAUUGAGUGGCGCAUUCCAAGAGAACCA
This is a messenger RNA of Amorphotheca resinae ATCC 22711, 1195 nucleotides long. RefSeq lists its product as hypothetical. The annotation marks the transcript as partial. NCBI's taxonomy places the organism in Eukaryota, Fungi, Ascomycota, Leotiomycetes, Helotiales, Amorphothecaceae. The record is from RefSeq and is a predicted model, not a curated record. The transcript has a single exon.